Messenger RNA from Fimicolochytrium jonesii, 2540 nucleotides. RefSeq names its product P-loop containing nucleoside triphosphate hydrolase protein. NCBI's taxonomy places the organism in Eukaryota, Fungi, Chytridiomycota, Chytridiomycetes, Spizellomycetales, Powellomycetaceae. The coding region runs from base 223 to 2190 and encodes 655 amino acids. The transcript is spliced from 13 exons. Gene Ontology annotation, molecular function: GTPase activity; GTP binding; mitochondrial ribosome binding. Gene Ontology annotation, biological process: positive regulation of translation. Gene Ontology annotation, cellular component: mitochondrion. The record is from RefSeq and is a predicted model, not a curated record.
ACAACCUCAACACUCUCAACAACCUCAACGACUGCGGGCUGGAACCCCCGCUGAGCUCCAUUAGAGUUAGACCCUCCCAGAGAGAGAGAGAAGCCACUCUCGAGCGGUCUCACUCAGCCACAUAACUCCCGACAGGAUGCCGCCACCACCACGCUUUUCGCCCACGGCUCCAUUCUCACGGAUAACACCACCUCUAGUAACAAAUGCACGGCGACCAACCAUAUGCCCCUCAUGCGCACUCACUCUGCAGCGGAGGGCAGCAGCGGCAGCGGGAGUCACUCAGCGUGGUACUUGGAGUACGUCCCAGUUGCAACAGACGCGGAAUUACGCCGAGAACGCCUCCAAGGGAAAUCGCAGAAGAAGAAACGGGUAUGGGAUAUGACCGAGUUUCCGCCGGAGCGCGUACGGAAUUUCAGCAUCAUCGCACAUAUAGAUCAUGGGAAAAGUACGCUUGCGGACCGGUUGCUUGAGAUGACAGGAACGAUCGCACGAGAUGCGGAGAAUAAGCAGGUUCUUGAUAAGCUGAAGGUGGAACGGGAACGGGGGAUUACGGUGAAGGCGCAGACAGCGUCGAUGGUGUACACAUACAAAGGAGAAGACUAUCUUCUGAAUUUGAUCGACACGCCCGGACACGUCGACUUUAGCUACGAAGUGUCUCGGUCACUGGCGGCAUGUCAGGGAACCCUGCUCCUCGUCGACGCCGGCCAAGGCAUCCAAGCCCAAACCGUCGCCAACUUCUAUCUCGCCUUCGGGCAAGACCUCGCCAUUAUCCCAGCCAUCAACAAAAUCGACCUCCCCGCUGCAGACGUCGAAAAGGUUGCAUCCCAAAUCGAAGCCACCUUCGACCUCGACGUCUCAGACAUCAUCGCCAUGUCCGCCAAAUCGGGCCUAGGCGUCGACAAAGUCCUGCCCAAAGUAAUCGAAAACAUCCCCGCCCCUACCGCCGACCGCAGCGCGCCCUUCCGCGCCCUCCUAUUCGACACCUGGUACGACCAAUACGUCGGCGUCAUCUGCCUCAUCGCCGUCCGCGAAGGCAGUCUCAAAAAGGGCCAACGCAUCGUCUCCGCCUACACCCGCACCUCCUACGAAGUCACUGAUAUAGGAAUCAUGUACCCUUCCCAAGUCUCUACGCCGUCCCUGCAGGCCGGCCAGGUUGGCUACGUCGUCCUCGGCAUGAAAACCACCCGCGACGCGAAUAUCGGUGACACUUUCUACCGUGAAGGUCACCCCGUUGAAGCCUUCCCGGGCUUCGAACCCGCCAAAAGCAUGGUCUUUGCUGGCUUGUAUCCCGUCGAUUCGGCCGACUACACGAAACUGCAGGAAGCACUCGACCGACUCACUCUCAACGACGCCAGCGUCAGCGUCGCCCGGGAAUCCUCCAACGCAUUGGGACAAGGGUUCCGGCUAGGAUUCCUCGGUACCCUCCACAUGGACGUGUUCCGCGAACGCCUAGAGGAGGAGUACGACGCGUCCGUGAUCAACACCUCGCCCACGGUACCCUAUAUCGUCCGAUACACCAAUGGCGAGGAGAAGAUCGUCCGCAAUCCGGCGGAGUUUCCGGAUAUUGAGGAACUGGCGAAGGUGGGGGCGUUGUUGGAGCCGAUGGUUAUGGGGACGUUGAUCUUUCCGGCGGAGCAUUUGGGGUCGUUGAUGGAUUUGUGUGGGGCGCAUAGAGGCGAACAAGUAGACUACACCUACAUAGACGACAAUAGAGUAAUGAUGAAAUACCGCCUCCCACUCUCCGAAAUCCUCACCGAUUUCUACGACCAGCUCAAAUCGCGGACUUCUGGAUACGCCAGUUUUGACUACGAAGAAACAGGCUACGACGAAGCCGACCUCGUCAAAGUCAACAUCUUACUGAACAGCAAGCCCGUCGACGCGUUGGCGACCAUUGUGCAUCGGUCGCAUGCUGAUCGGGUCGCGAAGGAUUGGGCGGCAAGGUUGAAAGCCGUCAUCAAUCGCCAGUUGUUUGAGAUCAUCAUCCAGGCUGCGGUUAAUAAUAAAAUUGUUUGUCGGGAAUCCGUCAAACCCGUACGAAAAGACGUCACAGCCAAAUGCUACGGAGGCGACAUUACACGAAAAAUGAAACUCCUCGACCGGCAAAAAGCGGGCAAGAAGCGCAUGAAGACGGUCGCGGGCGGGGUGCAGUUGCCCCAGGAGGCGUUCUUGACGCUCAUGAAGGGGAAAUAGAAAAUCUCAUGCGGGGAUGUACCAUGAUAGAGUAGAGGACGCAGGGAGCAGGGUUUUGUAAGUUAUAGUGGGGGUGGAUGGAGGGGAAGGGGGGCAAGUGGAAGACGUGUGGUAUAUGUACGAGGUUGGGUUGGCCGGCGUAUGUAGCGGAGGUGUAUACAUCGUAUGUAAUGUAGGAGGGUAGACGGCGACGGGGUUGUUGUAUGUACAUCAGUCUCGUUGAUCCUGCCGAGACACGUUUACGACAGCGAUAAAGUCGCUGUCGACGCAGGCAAACUUCAUGUAUCAGAGCGCGUCCAGCGUGCUUCACUUGAUUGCGGUCCUGAUACCGUACUAUAUGUAUAGAACAG